UUUUAUGACAUUGACAGCUAACCUAACUUUGUCAUAUUAUGUGCAUUUUUGUAAACAGCAACACGUGAAUAUUAUUUUCACGUAAUUUAUAUUAAACAAUGCCUCAAUUCCACAUAGACGAGGUCUGCCCAAAAGACACAGUGUACCCUUUAGUUGUAAACUUCCAAAAUGGUUACGUAACACAGAAAUUAAAGACCGCAGACUGUUUACUUCUUGAAGACCAAAAUACUGGUAAAAGAACGGUUGCAACGGAGCUAUGCGACCUCAUUUAUAGCGGGGAAGAAGAACAAGAAGAAUUAGGUAAGACUUUCAUACUGGCACGUAACAAAACGACAGGAAAAGUGCGUUUGAUAGAGGCUGAAAAUAUUGAGCUAAAACCUUAUUUCAAAAGUGAUUUAGACACGACAGUGGCAGCAGAAACGAGUUACCUAGAGCUUAGCAGGAAGUUCGGCUCUAAAAAACAAAAACAAAUAAUGGAACAUCGUGAAAAAUUGAAGAUCAAUGUUCAAACGGUUACCGAGCAAAUGCAAAAUGUGACUGACAGCAUAACUGAAGACCAAAUGGACUUAUCAUCAUAUAACAAGUCUGAUUCCGAUGAGUUCUACAUACCACCCAUAAACAGAGACGCUGCAAAAGUCGAAGAAGUCUACGAUUUAGAUAUGAUACUGACUUCCGAACAACGUGAUAAGAUUUACUCGGAAAUUGAAGGUUCGAAAUACAUGGCCGAGCUCAAUCCGUUCUUAAAAUCUUUAGCUACAAAAGAGCUGUCGAAAACACAUACCGUAUUACUAGUGUAUGCACAGACGUUAUUGCAACUGUACUCAACAUUAAUGAAAGAUAUAAGUAAAAAGAAUUUCACAGCUUGCCCAUACUCAGCGACACUCAACGAUAUUGUCCUUAAAAAUUUCUUAAGCAACGUCAACGGUAAACGCGGUCGUUCACCACAGUUUAAAGACAAGUCUCUAUGUCAUGCGUUAGUUUUUAUAUUACUGAUUAAUAACUAUAAGUUUAAUUUUAACGACUUAUGUCAAGAAUUGAAGUUGACACAACGCACGGUAACAUCAAAGGUUGCGUUGACGGGUGCUACGUUAGUUACAACUGGUACUAAGAAGAUGGCACAGUUAAAGCUACCGUUAAGUCGUCCUGCGUUAAGAAGAAAAAGCUCUAAGUUCUAAAUAAAUUAGUUUAUA
Molecule: messenger RNA, 1190 nt
Organism: Helicoverpa armigera (cotton bollworm)
Lineage: Eukaryota; Metazoa; Arthropoda; Insecta; Lepidoptera; Noctuidae
Exons: 1
Coding region: 99-1175 (358 amino acids)
Biological process (GO): transcription elongation by RNA polymerase I; RNA polymerase I preinitiation complex assembly; DNA-templated transcription
Cellular component (GO): RNA polymerase I complex
Molecular function (GO): DNA binding
Source: RefSeq, a predicted model, not a curated record